AUGGUUCAAAUCAACCAUCAUGAUCUUCGGACUGUUCUUCGCACUUGCUCAGAUGUUGGUGCUAGCGGAGGCUUCUCGAAAUACAGCAGGGAGUCCCGAUCUUGGUCACUUCCAAAAUUCAUCGACCCUGUUUUCUCAAGCGACUUUAACGAACAGUUCCCACUUACAAACUCCGACCCUGAGAUCACAAUUACGCAAACACCGACGGAUGCCUCAUUCGUGACCCUUAGCGACUUCAGUAUAACGACUCCGACUAUCAUCACCACCACCAAAGCCGGAAGCAACGACCAAGAGAUCGUGCCAGUCAUUCUUGUGAAGCCGAAGAAGAAGAACCCCACAAACCCGGAUCCAGUUCCAGUGCCAGUCGUCUGUUUUGGGUGCUUUCCGGGCAUCCAAUUCCCACCAAAGAUCAAAGUGACACUUAAGUUACCCGAUAUUUGCAUUCAGAUCCUAUGGUUCAAGAUUGGAAGCUGUCCCUCGGGCGAAGACAAAAAGGGCGGAGGUGGUGGUGGAAGCGACGGCAACAACGACGACAAACCCGACGACGAACCCGACGACGAACCCGACGACCCGGAGAGCACACGAAAGUCAACAGAAAGGACAUCUUCUACGUCUUCGUCUUCGUCAUCUUCUUCAUGCACCGUUACUGCGACUGCUACGCACCAGACGGUGUAUUGCUCUGCGACCCAGGGCAAUACCUCCCUCCUGACGACGGCUCAAACUACAUGUCUUAGCAGCACCUACACAACGAUCACCGGCUGCAGCGUCACAAACGCAGCAACAACAGUGACUGCGACAGUUGCCGGCACCCAGAUACCAUAUUAUCCGCCUUGCUCUCCGCAGAUUUGCGGUGACGGUGUCUGCCGAUCCACUCCAAAUCGGGCGUUGUCUCGCGAGAAGGAAAAGCGCGGAAACCCAGCUCAGGGCGAGUGGGUUGAUCCCGACGACUAUCCCAACGGAUACGCCGAGUUUAUGCCUGCUCAGCUCCGAGAGGCAAGAAGUCGGCCGGGUGGUGAAGGGUUCGCCCCGAAGCUCCUCAAGCAGGGCCCGGGUCCUGCUCGAGGACCCUAUCCCCUUUUCAACGAUACCGAUGAAGGUGAAGAAGCAGCGCAGGAGUAUUAUUACUCGGAGCUGCCUGUAUCAACCGAAUUUCUUAUUUUUGAGGACGAGGUACAAUCGUUGGCCAUUGACCGGAUGGUCGGCUGUGAUGCGAUCAUCCUGGUCUCACGCCUGGGCGCCUUCGUUUGCCAUUUCUAUGAAGGAUCCUGGAACAGCGAUAGAAACAUCGACGACCUUAUGAGAAUCUGUUACUACGGGCGCCCGGAAGACGACCCAAUGCAUGAAUGGGCUCAGUACGGCAUUGACAAUGUCAGAGACCAUCCUGAGGAGGGCAAGCGAGGCAUCAUACUCGGGGACCAAGACCCAGACGCAGAGGAAGACGAUUUCGAGGAUAUUAUCGCCUUCGUCAUAACACCCAGAGUCCGGCCAAACAUCUGGAUAAUCGACCGUGACGGGCCCAGAAUCAGGCCAGAUGAAGAGAUUUUGGCCCCUGACAUUAUGGCGGGCAGUCUUAGAUAUGCGACCGACAGAGUCAACAGAGUCAAAAAGAUCUUGACAGGAAUCUUCGUCGACGUACCUAUCAAUACGAUCGAUUAUCCUCCUGCUAUGUUACCGUAUGCCGAAUGGAGUAGACUCGAGGCUCUUGAGGAUACGUUUGCUUUUGCCGAGGCGCUUCAGGACAGCAUUUUCGAUACGCCCCGCGGCAAGAUUCUUCUCCAGUACAAGCCAGCGCCAUCCUGUGAUCAAGAAGUUGAGGUACGGUUGUUUGUUGAUGUUCUUGGCGUCUUCCAAAAUUUCCUCGCCCUCUUCAAAGUCUUCCUCGGUCAUGUCGAAAUCGUCCAAGACCACCUCGAAGCCAACCUCGUCGACAGAGACACCCCGCCACUCCGUGACAUCCACCGCUCCGCCAACAUCAAAGACCCCGUCAGCAACCAGCAGCGGACCCGCGACCCAGGAGUCCCCGCCCCUUCCAAAUUCAAAACAUCACUGCACAGGACUGCCGUCACCACCGCGCGAACCCUGGACCGGCUGCCAGCCACGCUGCCCUUGGAGAGCGUGCAAAUCUACCUCAAAGAAUGGACGAGCGGCGAGGGAGGAGCCGUGGGCUGGAUACCCUUUUGGGAGAUGUUCGCGGUGCCGAUAUACUCCGAUUUCAACGUCUGCAAGGCGACGAAGGUGGGCGAUGAUGUCCAGAGCUGGUUCCGUCGGUCCGAGCAGGGGGAGGACGGGCGACCGCCCAGCUUCAAGGCCGAUAAAGACAUCUUUGGAAAGAAGAAUUGCAAGUACAAGGACGACGGCAGCGAGGACGUGGUGGGCUGGCUUUCGUGUGAUGGGGUUCCAGAGUUCAAAUGCCGCCGGAGCAAGCAGCUGAAAGUCGAAUGCGACGAUAUGGACAUCAAGGUUUUCAGGGCCAGAGUCGAGUGUGUGUUUCCUGUAAACUAA
Messenger RNA from Colletotrichum gloeosporioides, 2502 nucleotides. RefSeq lists its product as uncharacterized. NCBI's taxonomy places the organism in Eukaryota, Fungi, Ascomycota, Sordariomycetes, Glomerellales, Glomerellaceae. The record is from RefSeq and is a predicted model, not a curated record. Bases 1 to 2502 code for a protein of 833 amino acids. The transcript is spliced from 6 exons.